Branchiostoma floridae (Florida lancelet) is the source of this 3227-nucleotide messenger RNA. Its product is annotated as rab3 GTPase-activating protein catalytic subunit-like. Gene Ontology annotation, biological process: positive regulation of GTPase activity. NCBI's taxonomy places the organism in Eukaryota, Metazoa, Chordata, Leptocardii, Amphioxiformes, Branchiostomatidae. Bases 25 to 3084 code for a protein of 1019 amino acids. The record is from RefSeq and is a predicted model, not a curated record. Gene Ontology annotation, molecular function: GTPase activator activity. The transcript is spliced from 25 exons.
GGUUGGAACUCAGGAUCGGCAGCCAUGUUGGUGACCUCUGACCUCCAGCCGGAACUAUCCCAGAGCUCCGUGCGCACCACAAUGGCGGAAGGAGGCGAAGAGGAGUCGGAGGUGUUCGAAAUCACCGACUUCACGACUGCUUCGGAAUGGGAGAGGUUUGUGGCCAGGAUAGAGGAAGUGAUCAACGAGUGGAAGCUGGCAAACCUGGCCCCCGGGCCACCGCUGCUGAAGGGUGAGCUGUCCACAGGAGAGUGGGAGGACCGUAGCGAGGUGGUGACCUUUGCAGACGUCAGGUUCGGCAUGACCUUACAUCGACUCAAGGAGAAGCAACAGGUGCAGACACCUGGAGACAUGGAGGAGGAAGACUGCCAGCCCCAGGCCAUCCAGGACCUGCUGGCCAUGGAGAACGACUUCCCGCCGCGGGCGCACUGCCUCUGCAGAUGGUUUGGUGUGCGAUCGUUCGUGGUGCUGGCCCCAGGAGGACACAGUGACUCCAUCCAGUCGGAGUCUAAAGCCAGCCUCCUGCUGAGCUCCAUCUCCAUAGCUGUCAACAACACUGGCUGUUCCGUGCCCGUGUUUGUGCAGACCCAGCAGAAGUGGCGCCGGAUGUACCAGGGCGUGUGCGAGGGCGGCGGACUCCGAACGAACUACGACAUGGUGCACCUGAAGAGGAUUCCUCCCCAGUACGACCACCUGGCAGGGCUGCUCGACGUCUUCAAGUCCAAGAUCGCGUGCCCGCUGCCGGCGUUGCCGCCUGUCACCGUGUCUGUCCGGUUCACCUACAUCCUGUCUGACUGGACACAGUCCGCCUGGACUCAGGAACCGCCUGAUUUCGACAUCCCGUACGGCGGGAAUGUUGGAGGGGCGGAGUUUGGGAAGCUGCCGUUUGGAGCAUUGGAGGACCCGGUCAGUGAGCUGCACCUGUCCACCACCUGGCCCUGCCUGUCUGAGGAGAUGAUCGUCGACAACUCCGUCUAUUCAGACCUGGACCCCCUCCAGGCCCCCCAGUGGUCGGUCCGAGUCAGGAUGACAGACAACCCCCAGUGCCUCCUGGGUGACUAUUUGUCCGAGUUUGUGAAGAUCUGCCACAGCCUGGAGUCCACCGACCAGCUGCUAGGGGGCCUCGUUCUGGAUGAUGAUGACAAAGACCCUUCGCGUGACGUGAGCGCGGCGUUACAGCGGCUGACAGAACCCUCGCCUCUCCCGUUACCGACCAUCUCCGACGUCGUCAGCAACAUGAAGACUCGCACAAAGUUCCGCCGUAAGGAGGCGCCGAUUGGGGGAGAACUGCUGAACAUGAUCCUACAGUUCCUGUUCCCCGAUGCGGCUCUUGAAGGCUUCCCUCGGGCGGAGAAACCCUCCACGGAGCAGGGAGGGGAGAAACAGGACACGGCGGAGUACAAGGAGACGUACCGACAGUACAAGUCGUCCCCCGAAGGCAGCCUGGUGUACCAGCUGGCCCUGUGCAUGUGUGUGGUCAACUCCAACCACGGGGGUCUGCGGGCGGUGGCUCAUCUGUGGCAGGAGUUUGUGCUGGAGAUGAGAUACAGAUGGGAGAACAACUACUCCAUUCCUGGCCUGCCGGAGGGGAGUCCUGACAUGUCCGCCUGCCUUCUGCUGCAGAAACUGCAGAUGCUGAACUGCUGCAUACAGAGGAAAACAGCCAGGGAAGCCAGGAUGAAGGAGGCAGCCAAUCAGCAGGCUUCCGCAGCUGCUGCAGUUCAGGACAAACCUGCCAGAGGGAGCACUUCUGCAGGGAGUGAUGGCUGGGAUGUAGAGGACAGCGACGAGGAGUUUUUUGAAUGUGAGACUGAGAUGGAGAUGGAAACAGAGGAGAACAUAGCUUCCAAUUCAGACGCUGAUUCAGCACAGAACAAUACCUUACCCAAGGGGAAGGUAGCAUCCAAUUCGCAGCCGUCCAAUGAUAGAACUAACAUGCACAAGUCCGAGAGUGCCGUGUCGUUUAAGGACACAGUCACCUCCCAGCCAGAAGGGAGGCUGAAGCAAUGUGGAGACCUUUGUCUGCUGGAUAGCAGCGAACCCCUGUACAUUCCCAUUACUCAAGAGCCAGGCCCCAUGACUGAGGACAUGUUGGAACAGCAUGCAGAAGUUCUGGCUAAGCUGGGGACGUCCGCGGAGGGGGCCCACCUCCGAGCGCGCAUGCAGAGUGCCUGUCUGCUGUCGGACAUGGAGGCUUUCAAGGCUGCAAACCCGGCAUGUAAGCUGGAGGACUUUGUGAGGUGGUACUCCCCCCGAGACUGGAUAGAGGAGCCACUGACGGACGAGACAGGCCAGCGGGUGCUGAAGGGAGAGCUGAGCCCACGGAUGCGCAUCCCGGGGAACAUGUGGUGCGAGGUGUGGGACAGCGCCCGCCCCGUUCCCGCACGGAAACAGAAACGGCUGUUCGAUGACACCAAGGAAGCUGAGAAGGUGCUGCACUUCCUGGCGGCUCUGCGGCCGGCACAGGUGGCGCUGCAGCUCACACCGAUGCUGGUGCACGCGGCCAUCCUCAGGGUCGAGGAGGAGGGUGAGACCUCGCCCCCCGCCCUGGCCACCAUGCUGGCCCAGAUCCAGGCCCGAGCCUCUAAGGUCCUCCGAGCCCCAAAUAUGGACGCACAGAAAUGCGAGGAUUUGAUGGAACUUGUGAGACAAGUCACGCUGGUGGAGACGGUCAUCGCCCGAGCGCGCUCACUGAGAGCAAAGUUCAACACGGAGAAGGCGCGGAGCGAUGACGGGGCGCAGGAGCUGGAGCGGUUCGUGUCCUCGCUGCUGGAACAGCCGGAGGUCAAGGUCAUCGGGGCAGGCAGGGGACCGGCGGGGACCGUCAUACACAAACUCUUCGCUACUGCACAAAAGGCUGCUCACUCCUUUGACGAUGACGACCAUUCCCCGUCGGAACACCGUGCGGAACUCGACUCGUGCCCUGACUUCCCGCGGCCGGCGGGUCGGGAGUACAUCCUGCGCACCACGGUGCCGCGGCCCUGCCCGGUCUCCCGCCCCUGCCCGCAGCGCAUGUUCUGUACGCUCAUCAAGGAGGACUUCAGACUCGCGGGCGCUUUCACCUCCGACACCACCUUCAUGUGAAGGUCAAGCAUGGAGGUCAAACAUGGAGGUCACACAUGGAGGUCAAACAUGGCACUUUCACCUCUGACACAACCUUCAUGUGAAGGUCAAAUAUAAAGGUCAAACAUUGAGGUCAAACAUGGACUUCUGAACUGUAAUCAUGG